GGUUAAGGACAACUUAUUUUCGCUUCCUAGAUCUUGAUCCACCCCUCCUCCCUCCUCCUCUCCCUUGUUGCUGUUACGGCACAGCAUUGUUCUGCAGUUCUCUACCAUUCAGUGUCAGAGCCCCCUCGUACCGUUCGUUGCCUUGUGUCGUCCUCCUGCCGGUAUCCCCCCUACCGACUCGUGCCCUUCAGCAAUUCUCCCUCUCCCACUUCCUCUGCCCAACCCAACCGGGCUAUCUCAUCUCGCAUCGCGGCUGCCCUACACCUUGAAUUCUUUUGGCGCUCUCCUCUUCCUGUACAAUACUGCUUACCACGAACAAGUCUUGCACCUCUCCUCCCCCUAGCCCCCCCGGGAGAAGGGAAAGCACCUUGAAAAAUUAACACCAUGAGUGCGGCGAGUGGAAAUGCUGUUCCCCUUUCCCCCCAAUUUCUCCUUGAGGCUUUACAAGCUGCGAGUUCACAGUCCCAGGAGCUGGUAAAGCACGCAUCUGCCCAGCUUAAAGAUUGGGAGACCCGACCUGGCUAUUGGAGUUUACUUCAGGUUAGAAUUUCCGCCUAGUUUUAUCUUCCCCUCCAUUACCCUACCCCACUCACUCUGUGAAUCACUUGUGGGGAUUCUGAUUUGACUUUUGUUGCUUUGACAUUCGCAGGAUGCUUUCUUCGACCGAUCGUUACCAGUAGAGAUUCGAUGGCUUGCUAUCAUUACGUUGAAGCAGGGAGUAGACAAGUACUGGCGGAAAACCGCAAACAAGCAUGUUCCACUGUUUUCAUCCGCUGGGUUUAUGAAGAAUGUUUCACUAACAGCCUCCGCAGUGCAAUGAGUAAAGACGAAAAGGCCUUUUUACGUUCUCGCCUGCUCUCUAGCUCAAUUGACGAACCUCAUCAUCAAUUAGCUCUUCAGAAUGCCGUUAUUGUUGCUAAGGUGGCUCGUCUAGAGUACCCGUUCGACUGGCCCGAAGUUUUCACUGAGCUCACCUCUAUAAUCCGGGAUGCGUCGCGGUCUACAUCUGAGACCGGUGGGGAUGAGGUAGCUACGCUACGCUUGAAAAGAUCUCUGUCCAUGAUGCUCCAUGUAGUCAAAGAACUAGCGACAGGGCGGUUAGUCCGCACAAAGGCCAACUUACAAUCCGUAACCCCGGAAGUCUUCAAAGCACUCGGGGGUGUCUAUGUUCGUUAUGUCGAAGUUUGGCAUGCUCUCCUUGACCAACGGCCAGCACCUGCCAAGCUAGUUGAUUCAAUGACGGUCUCGUUACUGACUCUGAAAGUUCUCCGGAGACUGAUUGUUGCCGGUUACGAGUUUCCUAAUAGGGUGGCAGAGGUUCGGGAGCUUUGGUCCAUCCUCUCUGGCCAGGUAUGGGCCAUAUUCGAAGCCGAGAAACAGAUACCACCUAUCGAAGAGGCGGUAUCGACGCUUUUAAAAAAGCACGUAAUUAACAUCGGAAAAUUAUUUUUGGAGGUUGGGUCAAGCCAUGCAGCGGCUUUUGCAUUAUUACCCGAUACACUCCGGUUGCUUGGGAAAUACUGGGAGGUCGUGGUUGAUCAUGGAAACUCGCUGAUGCAACAGAGCAGUCAGCAAGUCAACGGGGAAUCAAAUGGGAAAUCCGGAGCCGAGCAAAAAGCUGAGGGAGAACGCACCAAGUUUAGACAGAGAGUGGCGCUUCAAGGAAUGCUUUUAUUCCGAAAUUGUCUCCGGACAAUAUUUAGCCCAGUAGCUACCUUUAAAUGUAUUCAAACCCCCAACUAGUAAGCUCACACAGACUGACCGGAGGGCUUUUGCAGACAGACACAAGGCCGAGAAAGAUGAGACCAAAGAGGCGACCACUGUCUUCAAAAUCCAGCUGUUCACCCCGGAGACUGUCACCCACUGUAUGGAGGUACUAGUGACGAAAUAUUUUGUGAUACGCCCCUCGGAUCUGACUGAAUGGGAGGAAGACCCUGAGGGUUGGAGUGAGCAGUGGGAGAAUGCCGUGGAGAGUUGGGAGUUUCUCAUAAGGCCUUGCGCCGAGAAGCUGUUUAUGGAUCUGGUUCUCAACUUUAAAGAGACUCUUGGGGAACCAUUGAUGAGAGUAUUUAGCUCAGUCUCGUCUGAUGAGAAGAGUGACGUUCUCAUAAAGGAUGCCAUAUACACGGCCGUGGGCCUUGCGGCGCCAGUGCUUCACACUACUCUUAACUUUGAUCAAUUCAUGCAUAACACCCUCGUGAAGGAAAUCCAGAUCCAGCAGCCAGGAUAUAACAUCCUUCGCCGCCGGAUUGCCAUCCUGAUUGGGCAGUGGGUUAGCGUUAAGAUCUCGCCCGACUCCCGCCCCACCGUUUACCGGAUCACACAACAUCUCCUUAAUCGCGAAGAUCCUCUGAAUGACUUGGUGGUACGACUUUCGGCUGCUCGGAAUCUCAAGCGGAGCGUAGAAGAGUGGGAGUUCGGGGUAGAGUCGUUUCUUCCAUAUGUGGAUGAUUUGUUUACGAAGCUCAUGAGUUUGAUAAAUGAGGUAGAGCAGACAGAAGUAAGAAUGGGGCUGUUAGACGUCAUCGGGGUUGUCGUAGAGAGGCUGGAGCAUAGAAUAGCUCCCUAUGCGGAGAGUAUCAUUACCAUAUUGCCACCACUAUGGGAACAGACUGGGGAUGAGCAUCUGUUUAAACAGGCGAUCCUAACCAUCCUCACCAAGCUUGUCUCGGCGAUGAAGGAUAAGAGCUUACAGUACCAUCACAUGGUGAUCCCGCUUAUUCGGUUUUCGGUGGAGCCAGGCUCGGUGGGUAUCAGAAUAACUCCAUGACCCCUUCCGAUCAGUUUUUUGACCAAUUAUUUGGGAUACGCGGACUGACAAUUUCAUAGGGCAUGCAAGUGUACCUCUUGGAAGAUGCGCUUGAUUUAUGGGAAGCGGCUAUCAGAGCUACCCCUGCGCCUGCACCGCAGGGGCUGCUGGAUCUUGUCACUUACCUCUUGCCUUGUGUAGAGCUCGGAACCCUAACCCUCAGGAAAGUACUCGACAUAAUCGAGAGCUAUGUCAUCCUAGCACCCCGGGAGAUGAUUGAGGUGCAUCGCGCGGGGAUGUUUGAUGCUUUUGCCUCCUUGCAGGGCACAUUAAAACCGGAAGCGAACGGCAUUAUCACGAGCGUUGUCGAGAUUGUAAUCAGAGCCGCAGAGGCGCUGGGUGGAGAGCAAGCGUUGAGUGUGGUCGGUAAUGAGUUGAUUCGGAGCGGCUUCUUACCCACCCUCCUCGAAGGCAUAGAAAAGAGCCAUGAAGCGCAUCAAACCACUGGUCCAAACAGGAGGUACGCGCCAUUGGAUGCCAUCGUAAUGACAGACUACUUCUCGGUGUUAUCAAGGAUGGUGUUGGCGAGCACCACGAUGCUCGCGGAGAACGUGAGAGUUUGUGCGGAGAGGAAGGGUCGCACAAUGGAUUCUGACAUGGAAUGGAUUCUGGAGGAGUGGUUCAGACAUGUGCGUUUGUGGACCCUUGGCACCAGAGAUGCUGCUUCUGGGGUAUAUAAAUUGGUGGUGACAAGUGUUGACGUGAGAUUGUGGGCGAUACAAAUUUAGUUCGGAAACAUCGGACAUCCGAAACAGAGAAAGCUCGGUUGCAUCGCCUUGACAAGACUCCUCGAGACCAACCAGGGAUGGAUCCUGAAGAGGCUGCAGGAUCUCAUGACGGUUUGGACUGACGUCGUCACCGAGCUUCAAGAAAACCAGGGGGCCGAGUAAGUUUUGAACUGUGGCUUGUGCAGCAUUGAGGGCGUGAACCUCGACUGAUAGGGGAUACCAUAGUGCGCUGAUAUACUGGGAGGCUGGACAAGAAAGUGUAUCCGAAGAUGUUGAAACCGCAGAGAGAAGGCGCAGAAAGGAGGUUUGUUUUCUCCCCAUCCCACCUAAUCAAUCUACAAUGUUUGUUCAUUUUCCACUAACAUGCACUCGCUUUCCCCCCUCUCUCCCCACGGUAGCUUCUCAUCUCGGACCCGGCUCAGUCGAUGGACAUUGUAGCGCUGAUAAAGCACCAUCUGACCAAAGCUCAGAACGAGAAUGGUGGACCGGAGGCUUUCAGGAAUGACUGGGUGGUGAAUGUGGACGACCACGUGCUCGCGGAUUUCGGGAAAUUGGGAAUUUUUUAGUCGACCCAUGCGUACCGUACUAGUACAUAUACCAUAUUACAUAGUGUAAUUGCCGUUUGGGCCCCCCUUGCACCGUACGAUCUGGCAGACGGGGUGGGAGUCUAUCAUUGCUGUCAUUCUUUCAUUCUUUUAAUAUUUUUUCCCGAAAAAGAGCUGAGGAUUUCCCGGAUUGUCUUUUUUAUCCCCCCCCCCACCUUAUCUUUAUUUUACCCCACCAUUCUUGGUGGUUUAAUGUUAAAAAAAAAGAGCCUUUGCUUUUCUCUCCACCAUGUGAUACCUUUAUGGCUUCUUUGUUCGGUUUUUUGUACUAUCAUAUCUCUCUGCUGUCGUUGGGGAGUAACUUAGUGCUGGGGCUCGAGUACGGUACGAGUACAGUACUCUACGUAGGUUUCGGGGGGUGGUGGAUUGGGGACGCAAGGAGGAGGAAGGGUAGGCGCCCAUCGCUGCAGAUGAUUUCUCUCUCUCUCUCCCAUUCUCCACUUGUGAUAUGGUCUCGGUCACGAUAAACCUGUUCAUGGUGGGGAAAAAAUAGUCAUCUGAUAUCAAGUUGAAUGAUGGCCGCCACCAACAAGGGAGUUUUUCUUAGUUUUUUUUUUUGUUCUACAGAAGUGUAGCUAGACAGAUCCCUGCUGUAUCCAUCUCAAAUUAUGGUAUGGAGGCCGUUUACCAAUAACCUAAUUUACGAGUAGUUUGCAAGGCCAGACUAUUUCAUUCGUCUUGGGAGCUCGAAUGGAAUCGUUAAGACAACAUCACCAUAUGUGCUGCGAUAGCGAGUGUGAGGAGUUAAUCACUGGGAGACGUGACUGGGGAGAGGAAGGAAGGAAGAAAGGAAGGAAGAGGAAAACUGGAGACUUCCAAGACUGUU
Tuber aestivum (summer truffle) is the source of this 4968-nucleotide messenger RNA. The record is from the annotation of a GenBank genome assembly. Lineage: Eukaryota; Fungi; Ascomycota; Pezizomycetes; Pezizales; Tuberaceae.